Messenger RNA from Amyelois transitella, 2959 nucleotides. RefSeq names its product serine/threonine-protein kinase PLK4 (gene SAK). Gene Ontology annotation, molecular function: protein kinase activity; ATP binding. The record is from RefSeq and is a predicted model, not a curated record. The transcript has 3 exons. Gene Ontology annotation, biological process: protein phosphorylation. Lineage: Eukaryota; Metazoa; Arthropoda; Insecta; Lepidoptera; Pyralidae. The coding region runs from base 651 to 2672 and encodes 673 amino acids.
UACUAAAUAGAGCUGCUGGCGUCGGCUUUAUAAAUCUGUGGUCGCCUUGGCUUGUAUUGUUUAUUUGCAAUUUUAUAAUGUUUGUUGCAUAAUUGCAAAUCAAUUACUAAACUAUCCAGUUAUUUCGGAAUUUGUUUUCAAUUGUAUAAUAAUAUUCAAAUUUUGAAGCAUUUGUGUGAAAAUGAAAAUGUGAAAUAAUAAGAUCAUAAUAUCAUCUAGAUUUUUGGGUACUUAUUCGUUUAGCCAGUAUUUUUACUUCUAAAAUUUUCUUGAAUAAUUUCUAUUAUGAUUUAAGUUCUUACAGUAUAACUUGAAGGCAAUGUUUUAUUAUUGCAAACAUCGCUUUUGUGUUGAUUCAAAAUUUGUUAUGACAUCUUUACAUCUUUACAAAUAUUUAUUACGCCAAUGUGAAAGAUUGCCGCCCGAUGCGUGUAAAUAUUAUAAAUUUGCUGUUAAACAGAGUUUUAAGCAACAUAAAUUUGAACCAGAUCCAGAUAGAGUUCAAGAAAUUAUAAAGAAGAGUUUGGAAGAUGCAAAGUGGAUUGUUCAUAAGUACACCCAGAAAUAAUGGAAAUUUUGAAGAACAUUUAUUUUUAUGAAGUAAAUAAAAAAUUCAAUUUUAUUUAUGAUCAACAAAUCUUGUAGAAAAUAUGUUUGGAGAAAAAAUAGAGGACUAUGAAAUACUAGAACAUCUAGGUAAAGGUGGAUUUGCACAUGUUUAUAGAGCAAGAUGCCGAAGGACAGGCCUUUUUGUUGCCAUCAAAAUGAUUGACAAAGCCCUUAUGGCACGCGCAGGUAUGAUAGGUCGUGUAAGACAGGAGGUCACUAUACAUUCACGUUUGAAACAUCCUGCUAUAUUGGAGCUUUACACAUUUUUUGAAGAUGUCCAUUAUGUUUAUUUAGUUUUAGAGCUUGCACAUAAUGGAGAACUAGCAAAGCACUUUAAGUUAGGAACUCGAGGACUCUCUGAGAAAGCUGCGGCUGAUAUUUUUAGACAAGUUGUAAGUGGAGUUUUAUAUCUACAUACUUACAAUAUUAUUCAUAGAGAUUUAUCAUUGAAUAAUUUGUUAUUGACAAAAGACCUCAAUGUAAAAAUAGCUGAUUUUGGAUUAGCAACACAGUUGAAUGGUCCAGAUGAAAAACAUGUAACUAUGUGUGGCACCCCAAAUUACAUUUCGCCAGAAGUAGCUUCAAGAAAUUUUCAUGGCCUCCCAGCUGACGUAUGGGGUUUAGGCUGUAUGUUGUACACACUUUUGGUUGGUAGUCCCCCUUUUCAUACUCAACAUGUGAAAACUACUUUGAACAAAGUUAUAAAUGCAGAUUACAAAAUUCCUGAUGGGCUCUCCUUACAAGCGCAAGAUUUACUCCAAAAGCUUUUAUGUAAAGAUCCUACCAAAAGAAUAACACUGAAAGAGAUAAUGGAGCAUCCUUUUUUAAAAAGCUCCUGUAAUGCCAAACAAGAUUUGUCUAGAGAUUCAGGAUUUUUGACAACACUUCAUAGCACUCAACAUAGCAACAAACAAAAACAAGAUGAUAAAUUGAGACCUGAUUUUCUUGGUUUAUCCAAAGAAGAAAACGUUGAGAACUUUAUUGACAGGAAAGAAGUAAAAACUUCAUCAUUUAAUAUAUUUACUGGCAUACAAGAUCUUAACCACUGUUCACAAAGCACAGGCCAAGAUAAGAUGGGCGUAUAUUGUGAAAAAGGAUCUGCUGAAGUGUUUGAUUAUAGAAAUAAGAAGCAACCUAGUAAUAAUUAUUUACAAAAAUUUGACAGUGUUUAUAGCAAUACACCAAUACUAGAUAGCUUGAAAAAUAUGGAGAUUAAAUGUAAUAAAUAUGUGAACAGCCAAUGCCCUAAUAUGGCAGAUGAAAAUAAAGAGAAUGCACAAAAAACAAGUAAUGUCAACUCAAAUACUCUUGGUGUACCACCUCUUUGUGCUGAGAGGUUACCAACUAUUUCACAUAGAACUCGAAAUGCUAUAUUGAAAAUAGAACCUUCUGGAGUUAUAGUAGAAUUCAUAAAAAAGAAGGGAAAAGAGAGAGAAGAAAAGAUAGUGGAAAUAUGCAAAAUAUCUAAAGAUGGUAUGAAAAUCAUAAUAUACACUGUUGAAAAUAAAGAUAAGGCCAACAUGGCCAAUUUGGAUCAUGAUCCAAGUCCCGAUGAAGUAUUUUCUUAUCAUAACUUACCACAGAAACACUGGAAGAAAUAUUUGUAUGCUUCCCGCUUUGUGGAUCUAGUCAAAGCUAAAACCCCUAAAAUAACACUUUAUUCUCCAUUGGCUAAAUGUCAGCUGAUGGAAAAUUGUACAGAUAUUGAUAUGUUUUUUUACAAUGGUGAAAAAGUUACAUUUACAUCUACUGAAGGUAUCAAAAUAAUUGAUAAAGCCUUAAAAACUUACCAUAGUCCUUUACCUGAAUUAAAACCAUUGUUGGAUCAUUUUGAGGAAUGCUCCAAUCGCAUAAAAAGAGUGCAAACUGCCCUAUCGUGCAUACCGGAUGAAUGUUUCCCAUUAAUUAUUGGUAAAAGGCCAGUGUCUUCAGUGAGUGACAUAUCAUCUCCAUACAGUGGGUCAGUUGGCACAAAUUACAAUACCCCUGGAUUUAAUAUAGGAUCAUUUCAUCGUACAACAGCAAGUUCUAGUCAAACUCAUAGCGAAUAUAAAAUUAAUUAAUACAGCGUUAUUUCUGUGCCUCACUAAAAAUACCAAUCUUAGAUACAAGAAAGACAAGAAGAAAAGCAUACAAAAUUUCAUCAAGAUCAAAUUAUUAACUGUGCAAUGCGAAAUAACAAUGCUAAAGGAAACUGAUGAUUUUUGGCUUAACACAGGUGGACUCUAGUGGAUAAUAAUUGAUAUACUAACAUAAAGAUGCCUUCAGCCUUGCUUUGUAUGUACUUAGUUAUAACAAUGUUGAAAACGUACUUUAAAAUUAAUUUGGUAUUAAUAUAUUUAUAGAUAUA